This is a messenger RNA of Chilo suppressalis (striped riceborer), 2600 nucleotides long. The record is from the annotation of a GenBank genome assembly. Lineage: Eukaryota; Metazoa; Arthropoda; Insecta; Lepidoptera; Crambidae.
GCGAGCCAUUAUAAUAAUAAAAAAAAUAUAGAAAGAAAAGUAAUUCACUGGAAAUGGAAAUAACCUAAUUUUUAAGUUCAAUUGCUUCACGCUUUUCGUUACAAUCCAUGGUAUUGUGAGUGAAAACAAAAUGCCUGCAUACGAAUUCGCUAUCAUGAUACGAGCAAUGCCAAAAACAGAGCUCAAAGUUUGUCUACAACGCAUAUCUCACGCAAUAUUUGAUCGUGGAGGUAUUAUUAGAAAUAUUGAUAAUUUGGGCUUUAAUUCGAUGCCAUAUAAAACUAGUGCUCAUGGACUAGUACACAGAGAAGCAAAUUAUUUUGUGUUCAAAGUGGAUACAGCAUCUCAAGCUGUUUCCGAUUUGAAGGAAGAGUACAGUCGUGAUGUUGAUAUCAUACGCCAACGUGUAUUCAAGGUUCCAACAGAGAAUCAAGAUGCCUGCACAUUACAAGAAGAAAUAUUGCCCCCCGCUUAUAGAAAAGAUGUUCAAAAGAUGAUAGAAAUCGGAAAAACUCAAGUUAAUCGUUUCACUUAUAAAUUCAAAUAUAAUUCAGGUCUGGAUUAUUAUCCCUUCCAGAAGUAAUGACCUAAUAGUCAAAUAUUAGUAUCUUAUUAAUAUUAGUGUAUUAGUUUUAAAAUACCUGCUGUCAAGUAGAGUUAAUGUUAAUAAUGCAGACUUUUUAGUAAUAGUGGUGUGGUGUGGCAAACUUUUUUGUGAAAAAAUCUGAGUUCUCACAUGGGGCUGUUAAAUUAAAAAGGGGUAAACUUUAUCUUUUUAUUCCUGCCCUGUGAGGCUAAAACCCACAUUUUCAAUUUUAAAAUACAUUAUUCUGAUAUCCCAUGUAAUGUAAAGUAAUCAAUGUUUUGGGAGGUGGUAUCAAGUCAUCAAUUUUGCCAGACUGGAGUAUACUAGCACACACUCCUUUUAGUUCGGAACCUAAAGAAGUGCCUUUAAAUUCCACGAAUUAUAUAUAUAUUUAUAGAAACAUUGAUGUUGAUUCUGGUAUGAUUCUUCAAAGCUAAACUUAAAUUUGACUACAGUGCAUACCUGUCAUUCUCUAUACAGAAAAGGGGAGACUGAUGUUAAAUUUCGUUUUAAGUUUAGAGAAUCACGCCAGUAUCCACACCAUUAUCAUCAGAUUUAUAAUUUAUAAAUUAAUUCAUUCUUGAUGACUCCAAUUAUAUAACACAUGAAAAAUAUUAAAAGUACAUUUCUCUUAUCUCAUGAUAAUAAUCUCUUAAAUCAUCUUUGUACAUAUUGUUAUAGACAUGUUAGAUUAUAGGGGAUAACAUAAGAAGACAGAACUGCAGUUUUUUUUUAUAAAUAGAUUGCUUUGUUUGUUUACAUCCAAAAAUAUGCCAGACCAGCAUAAAAAGGAUACUCCCCUGCACAUAUACUAGUCAUUGGCUAAAUCCUUAAGGAGCCAUCAAAGAUUUUUUUUGUUUUUACCAUUCUACUGGUGUGAUUAACCAUCAUUACAAUAUAAAUAAUCUCUUAUCUAUUAGACAAGUCCGUCCGUCCGUCCGUGGUGCUGUUUCAGCGGCCAAACCGUAAGAGAUAGAUAUAGAGAAUGUUUAAGUUAUAAGUUAAGAAUAGUCUGAUAAGACUACAAACCGGAUGUGAGUAACGUAGCACUUCCGGUUUUCGAGAAAUCACGUGAUUUCUAUUUCAAACGAAACCACACAAAAUCUCCGAAGUUCUCAAUUAAUUAAAUACAUUUUUUUUUUUGGUGAACAUUUGGUUCACUGGUUUGCUAGUAUAAUUUAAUACAAUGACAGUCACAAACUGGAAUUUUGACUAACAAGAGAUUACUGUUAUUAAAGCUUAUUUGAGUUUGAACCAGCAUAGUUGUUUUGUCUUAACUAACUUGAUAAGAUAUAUUUAUUGACAUUAAAUUUGAAAAUUUAUAAAUAUUAAAAUAUAUCAGAAGAUUUUUAAAAUGUUUUCUUUGUUAUUAAUACAUACAAAAAUACUUAAUAAUAUAAUCCUUUCCUUGAAAAAGUCAAAUUCAUGUUCUACUCAAAUAUCAAGAAACAAAUCUUAUAAAUGUAACUACAGUAUUGAAGUAGAAGAAGCUGUGAACAGGCAAAUAGAAAGUGAAAAACAAGCUGCUUUAUUCUAUUUGGAUGUGGCAACAAAAUUCUUGCACCCUAGUGUUUCAUAUAUAGGUGCAGGUGGAUAUUUUAUGAAAAUGUACAGAGAGGAAUUAGGACACAUGAAAAAGUUGAUUAACUAUCAAUUGAUUCGUGGGGGAACACCAAAUAUUAAUGUCAUUUCAAUAGAUUCAAAUGUGACACUGCUAAAUGCAUUUACACAAGCCCUGGAAUUGGAAAAAAAUGUAACAGAGCAAUUGGGGAGCCUAGUGUGUUUAGCUGAAAAAUACUAUGAUCAUCAAUGUGCUGAAUUUGUCACAUCCAAAUUUUUAUCAGAACAGAUAUUAGCUGUUAAUGAAAUUGCCCAUAAAAUAGUUCAUUUAAACCGAGUUGAUCGUGUUGAACACUGUAACUUUUUAAUCUUACACGAUAUUGGAACAAAAGUUUCUCGUCAAUAUUCGGUGUUCCCCCCUCUUGCUCUAUCACUACCAGCCCCUCUAGCAUGA